Molecule: messenger RNA, 1937 nt
Organism: Monomorium pharaonis (pharaoh ant)
Lineage: Eukaryota; Metazoa; Arthropoda; Insecta; Hymenoptera; Formicidae
Product: D-beta-hydroxybutyrate dehydrogenase, mitochondrial
Exons: 5
Coding region: 161-1126 (321 amino acids)
Source: RefSeq, a predicted model, not a curated record
AUUUAAUGAGAAAAAAUGUAAGGUACAAAACAGCGAAACUCACUUAUUCACUAUUCGAGUUUUGUUUGACCAUCGAGGCUAAAUAAAAAAUAAAAUCGUUUCUCUACGCGACCUGCCUCUCUUGUUCUUCCGUAGAGUUUUGCCGCGCCAAUCGGUCACAAUGGAUGUUGAAACUGGGGCCAUUUUGGCCCUGCAGAUAUUGGCACUGUGCUCCAUUGUCGCAGCCCUGCUGGCCUACCUGAUGCGACAGUCCAGGAAUGCCACUGACGAGUACGAGUCGCGCAACAGACAUCACGUACUCGUUACUAGCUGUGAUACAUGCGUAGGCCUGCAGAUCGCCCUUGCACUCUACGAAGCCGGCUACAAGGUGUUCGCGGGUCUGCUGGACCCAACGGGUAGCUCGCCGUCGGUCAAAAUCUUGAAGGCGGUCGAGCUGGAGCGGCAGAAAGAGGACGAGCCCGACGGUGCAGGCGACGGUGGUCCGCAACAACCGGAAGCCGCACGUGCCCGCGGUCAAAUCGUGCCAUUGGAGCUGGACCCGACGAGAGAGGACAGUUUGCGCGCUUGUUUGGACGCCGUCAGGGCGAAACUUCCGGCUGGCGAGGACGGUCUCUGGGCAGUCGUACACACGGGCGGCUUAGUUUUACCAGGUGUCAUAGAAAAGCAAACCAGCUCUAUGUGGGAGUCGAUGUUGCGUCAUAACUUGGUUGCCCCGCUAAGAACAGCCCGAGUAUUCAUUCCUCUUUUGCGCAUCAAGAGAGGCCGCAUCGUUCUUUUGGGUGACUCCGAGACAAGCUACGGCGGCAAAGCGGGCUCCGGCCUGGUGGCGUUCAGCGCGUCCCGAAGAGCCGUGGAGGGUGCCGCGGAGGCGUUAAAAAGCGAAUUACAUUCAUCGGGCGUCGACGUCGUGCUUCUCAAGCCGCCGCCCGUGAAUCCCCUCGUUCUUUAUGCAUCGCCCGUUCUCAAGACGGUCGACGUGGAGUCUGGCGUAGCAGCCUCGGAAGGGACGUGGACCGCACCGCUAUCGAUUCAUUCCGUGCAGAACGCUCUGAUUCCUGCGAUUACGACGUCGUGUCCUCUAAGCGUUUACGAUAUGUCCGUCAAGCCGAGGCUCUUCUGUCGAUAAUCUCACGUCCACGUCGCGUAAACGGACCGAAAGAUCGCGAGACGUAAUAAUAUAUCGCGGGACUCCUCCUCGAGUCGAUGCGAUACGCCUAGUAUACGGGGAACAAUGGGGAACGUGGAAUAAUGGUACACGUGCGCGUGUAUUCGAGGUGUCAUUUGCGCUGACGUGUCAUCCCGCGUGCCCUAAAGCAUCAUAUGCGGGAUUUGCUUUCUCGCGGUUUCACAGCAGGCGACAUUUUCCCCCGCGUGUGAAUGAUGUCAUUUUUUCAUGCGCCUGCAUGUCCCGAGCGGUAUCAAUUAUGAAUCCUCACUUUUGUUCCCCGCCCAUAUUUUUGUAUCGCGUACGUGCUGUCAGGUCCCGGCACCGAUUCGAGGAGACAUUUAACGAAACAGCCAGUAAUUUUCAUCGCCACUAGAAUAAAUUCGUGACAACACUUAACUCCUGACAAGUGCGUUUUCCAUCCCUUUCUCUUUCAAAAAUAAAAUCAUUCUAAUAAUAUUUUACGUUGUAGAAUAAAAAUAAAAUUGUUUCCAAAGUGUUUUAAUGUUUCAACUUUUGUAGUCUAAUACAUUUUAAAUUUGUACAUUGAGUCCGGAUGGAUUUAUCUUCGAUUGCGAUGUUUAAAUAUUUGGUUGUGUUGCGACUUCGCGAAAUGUAUACUUCAAGAGGUUGAAACGGAAAAUGUGUUUUACUUAAAAGGUUCCGAUAGAUGUGUAUGCGAAGUUUUCUACAUUUUGCGUAUGUGUAAAUAUCAGAUUUAUAAUAUAUAAAAUAUCUGAAUAACUUUCAUGGAUUUCUUGAAAACAUAAAA